Cygnus atratus (black swan) is the source of this 1352-nucleotide messenger RNA. RefSeq lists its product as uncharacterized. Lineage: Eukaryota; Metazoa; Chordata; Aves; Anseriformes; Anatidae. The coding region runs from base 39 to 1175 and encodes 378 amino acids. Gene Ontology annotation, cellular component: nucleus. The record is from RefSeq and is a predicted model, not a curated record. The transcript is spliced from 2 exons.
CCCCGAGCCGCCCCCUUCUCGGCCGCCGCGGGGGCAGCAUGAGCGCGGCCAAGCCCAAGCGCAUCAAGUUCUCCGAGGAGGAGAAAUUCCUCAUCCUGGAGGAGUUCAGCCUGCGCAAGGACAUCCUGAUCCCCAAGAGCGGCCGCUACAAGAACACGCUGGACCGGCAGCGGGCCUGGGAGGAGAUCGCGGCCGCCGUCAACUCGCUGAGCCCCCUGGUGCAGCGCACCCCCGACGAGAUCCGCAAGAAGUGGCACAACAUGGUCAUCGACGCCCGCAAGGAGCUGGCCAUGGAGAAGCACCCGCUGCUCCGCCAGAGGCCCCAGGAGAAGCUGUUCCACAACAUCUUUGCCCUCUUCAACAAGCCCAGCCCGCAGCUGCCGGACCCGCUGCUCUCGGGGUCGUCCUUCAGGGUGACGGCGGCCGGGGUCCCGCCGGGGCCGCCCGCGCCCCUCUGCGUGGCCGGGGGGAUGCUGGAGGUCGCCCCGGACUUGCUGCUGCACGGCCAGAGCGGUGCCGCUGCCCCAGCCCGCAGGAUGCUCGGCGCCGUGGGCACCCCCGGCCCCGCUCCCGAUGGCUUCCUCAGCGCCCCCGGCGCAGAGCCCGACUCCAAGGAGAGCUUGCUGCCGGCAGGCCCGCAGCCCAGCGUGGAGAAGAGACUGCUGCCCCCCGGCAUGGCAGCCCCCGGUCCUGCCUCGCCGCAGGGCACGGCGCCGGUGCUGCCGUCCAGCUCCCCCGACCCCCCCCGGAUCAAGUGCCCACUGAGCCCGGCGCUGGCGUGGCCGUGCCUCGGCGUGACGGCGAGCCCAGCAGUGCAGAGCGGGGACAGCCCCGGCCCCCCGCCCUCCCAGGAGAACGGUGAGGCAGCUCGACGGCACCGGCCGAGCCCCUGCUGGGGCCGCAGGGCUGCAGCCACACAGCCCGGGAGGUGUCGGAGAAGCAGAGCCGGCUGCACACGGAGAUCCUGGAGCUGCAGAAGGAGACCCUGCAGCUGCAGAAGGAGAAGAUCCUGCUGGAGAAGGAGAAGCUCCUCUUGGAAAUCAUCAAACUCCGCAGGGAGCUGGGCACGUGAGGGUGCUGUGGGCACUGGGGCGGUGCGGGGCAGCUGCCCCCACAGUGGGGACGGGGACGGGGACAAGCUGCUCAUCCGGCAAUGGGCACUGGGAUACCUUUAGCCCCUGCCUGCUACGGGGUGGGGAUGGUUCCUCUGGGAGCAAUGUCCCACGGCCACGAUCCGCCAGCCCGUUCUUCCGGGGGAUACGGGACAUUUCGGUGCACCCCGGGCGUUGGCAUGGGGCCCACCGGUCCCUGCAGACACCUGUGGCUGAAUAAAGGUGAGCUCUGCGGGAUGA